Dibothriocephalus latus is the source of this 363-nucleotide messenger RNA. NCBI's taxonomy places the organism in Eukaryota, Metazoa, Platyhelminthes, Cestoda, Diphyllobothriidea, Diphyllobothriidae. The record is from the annotation of a GenBank genome assembly.
AUGCCUCUAAAACGGGUUGCGGUGUGUAUGAAUGACAAUGCCCCAGUCUGGCUAUAUCCCCGGUCCCCAGACGAUUCACGCAUUCAACUCGGCAUUGAGUUUCCCACCAAUCGGAUCAUCACACGAGUUCGCGCCGUGGACGCCGAUAUUGGUCCAAAUGCACGCAUUCAUUACUCCCUCCAGGAGGUCUCCUUUGUGCACUUCAACCAUCCGCCGACAUGCGAUUUGCUGCGUCUCUUCAGCCUCGAAAAGGACCGGGGUCUCCUGCGCAUGUUGGAGGACACCAUGCAGGGCGUUAGCCCACAGGCCUGUCUACAGCCCGGCGACUCCGUACGACUGCUUCUCCGCGCCACGGACUCAGGC